UUAAUAGCCAAGUAUCAAACGAAGUUGGAGAAAAAGGCACAAGAUUUGGGAGUCAACAACAUAGACGAACUACACAACAAAUUAAAAGAUGAAAUAGAACUUAAGAAGAAGGAGCUCAACAAGAUCGAUCCACUUGCUGAGUUGGAAGAGUAUGAACGUAGACAAGCCGAGGAAAUCGCCAAAGAUCCAAACUCCAAAACCAUCAAGGUUAGAUCACCUAUUGCCAAAGACACACCAAAGUUGCCUUACAAGGACUUGAAUGCCUAUGUUGAUGUAGAAAAGGUUAAAGAGUUGCCUCGUAAGGAGUUAGAGUUCAUCUGGAAAGCACGCUUCCAUUCGAAGGAAAGAACUUUACAUGCUGUAUUGGAAGAUCUCCAAUUUGCUUCCAUGUAUGUGAAUGCAUUCAAGAAUCCUAGUUUCAUCUUGCCAUUGCCUAAGAACAGCGAUGGCUACGAAAUGCAUUUUGUACAAUGGUCGUUUGUUGGUCCCCAGACUACGCAUUGCAUGUUGACCACUGUAGCUGAGUAUAAGCUUCAUAAGGAGUAUGCUAAGCCGCACACGACAUUAAUGUUCCAUCAGGAUUUGGCACAAGAAAAAGGUGUAGUGUUGAUGAAUGGUCACUGUGAAACAGAAAGCCUGUUGUCUAUGGAUGAAGCUCAGCUUCUUGUGCUUAAUGUUCAGAGGUUUUACGGUGGCUUAGGAAAGCAUGAACUGGCACUUGCUUUGCUCAGAGAUUUCACCUCUGGUAGCGAGAAAUUUGAUAUGGACAAGUUGAUUGCUGAAGCAACCAGUUUCCAGUAG
This is a messenger RNA of Scheffersomyces stipitis CBS 6054, 801 nucleotides long. RefSeq lists its product as uncharacterized. Gene Ontology annotation, biological process: mitochondrial proton-transporting ATP synthase complex assembly. The record is from RefSeq and is a predicted model, not a curated record. The transcript has a single exon. Lineage: Eukaryota; Fungi; Ascomycota; Pichiomycetes; Serinales; Debaryomycetaceae. The annotation marks the transcript as partial. Gene Ontology annotation, cellular component: mitochondrion.